UGAAGCUUGGGAUCCCACAGUCACUGCUGCUCCUCUUCAGCCUUGCCGCACGCACCAUGCAGCCCCCUCUCCUCCUCCUCUUCCACUUUCUCCCGAUCCUCCUCCCUGGGAUGGGGGCAGCCUCGGAGGAGCCACAGGUUAUCCAGUACCUUGUGACCAGCUUUUUUGCCAACAUCAGCUCUGCUCAGGUGUCAUGUGUGGUACUCGCUGGGGACAUACCCAUCUUAACACUGGAUCCAGCCGACUGGAGCAUCCACUUCCACUGGCCCUGGGUCAGCCAGGCUGCAGCUGAAGGCGACGGGGAAAAGAUAAUGUCCACGUACAAAAUCUUUCUGCGCAAUAUGAUCCGAUUUGUGCACGACACAGUUCAGCAGACAGAACAACACUACCCAUUGGUGGUCCAGCUCCGUGCAGGCUGCGUGCUGUACCCCAACACAACCAGCCAGGGCUUCAUGAACGUCAGCUGGUGUGGCAGAGACCUCGCAGCUUUUGAGGUAGAUAAACAGCGCUGGGAGGCCCGGCAGCCAUCCCAGGUGGCAGAGCUGGUCAGCAAGAGCCUCAACAAGCAGAGGUCUGUCAUAGUGCUCCUGGAGUACCUUCUCUCCUUCUGGAUAUGCCAGAGCAACUUCCUCACCCUGAAGAGGUAUGGGAGGGAUAUUCUGGAGAGACAAGAGCUGCCUGUGGCCACGGUCUUCGCCCGCACCCCCAGCCUAGGCCAGCUGCUGCUCGUUUGCCACGUCACUGGCUUCUACCCGCGUCCCAUCAGUGUGGCCUGGCUGCGGGAUGGCCAGGAGGUGCCUCCGGGGCCGGCGCUCAACACCAGCCCCAUCCUGCCCAACGCUGACCUCACCUACCAGCUCCGCAGCGUCCUGGCCGUGGCCCCCCGGGACGGGCACAGCUACGUCUGCCGUGUGCGCCACCACAGCCUGGGCACCCGCAGCCUCCUCAUCCCAUGGGAAAACAGCAGUGCACCUCCAACCAUCACCAUCACCAUUGUGAUGCUGCUUCUCGUGGCCACAGGCUCUGCUGGGGCAUUUUGGUGGUGGAAGCACAGGAAGGGUAAUGAGGCUGCAUGGGAGACCCAAGAAUGCAUCAUUUGAGGCCUGGUUGCCCACACAGCAACAACUGCUUGCUCUCCUGUGGAGUCCCUGAAACCCCUUGGGGCAAUUCGCAGUCUUGCCUUGGAAGGAUGGACCAUGGAGUCUUCCCUGCCUAUGCUGAAAGGAAUUCCUUCCCCAUGGUGCUCUGCAGUGUUGUCUCUUCUCCCCAUGCCCCUGGUUCUCGUGGUUUCUCCUUUCCCUGCUUCCCUAUUGGUGGUGGUAUCACCAGUGUCUGGCCCCAUCCCCUCUACAGGUCACUGACCCCUGCCCUGCUCUUUGUACCACCCCCGUGCCCUUAGACCAUUGGUUCCUGACCCCUGUUUAGGCCUGUGCACAGCACCUGGCUGGGUCUUUUUGUCCCUGAUCCCUCUGGUGUGCUGGAAUAAACCUCACUGGAAUUUAUCAUACAAAAAGGCCCUUCUUUCCUCUCCUUGCUGAGCCUAGGCGUGGCAUGUGUGAGCUUGGCUGCUUUACCUGAAUCCUGCCCAAGCAGCUUUUCCACAGGAGAUGCUUAUGGGGAUAUAGAGAGCAGCUCCACCAUCUAAAAAGCACACUGCUGCAGACCUUUGUCUUGGCUCCAGCUCUGCAACAAUGCAGCUCCCCCCUACCAUCUCUAAGCCC
Prinia subflava (tawny-flanked prinia) is the source of this 1721-nucleotide messenger RNA. RefSeq names its product antigen-presenting glycoprotein CD1d-like. The transcript is spliced from 6 exons. Gene Ontology annotation, molecular function: exogenous lipid antigen binding; endogenous lipid antigen binding; lipopeptide binding. NCBI's taxonomy places the organism in Eukaryota, Metazoa, Chordata, Aves, Passeriformes, Cisticolidae. The record is from RefSeq and is a predicted model, not a curated record. Gene Ontology annotation, cellular component: external side of plasma membrane. Gene Ontology annotation, biological process: antigen processing and presentation, exogenous lipid antigen via MHC class Ib; immune response; positive regulation of T cell mediated cytotoxicity. Bases 57 to 1100 code for a protein of 347 amino acids.